This is a messenger RNA of Calypte anna (Anna's hummingbird), 2664 nucleotides long. RefSeq names its product chromosome 1 C11orf16 homolog (gene C1H11orf16). The record is from RefSeq and is a predicted model, not a curated record. The transcript is spliced from 12 exons. NCBI's taxonomy places the organism in Eukaryota, Metazoa, Chordata, Aves, Apodiformes, Trochilidae. The coding region runs from base 547 to 2664 and encodes 705 amino acids.
GCAGCGACUCCGCGGUGGGGACGCGGCCUUGGUUAUUUCUUUCUUCUCUUUUAUUUGGUUUUUUUGUUUUCCCCCAUAGGUGUUAACCAGCUGCCCGGUCAGGCCGUCUCUCCGCAGUGUCGCCGGAGUAGCAGCCUGGAUUCGAUCCCCGCGGUUUGAGGGCGGCACAGACGCUGCGAGAGGCUCAGGUGUGGCCUUGUGAGGACCCCGCCUGCCAGCCGGGGCUCUGCUCACAGACCGACAUUGGAAUAGUCUGCCCAGGGCAGUGGUGGAGUCACCAUCCCUGGAGGUAUUUAGACGAGCAAGAGUCAGAGGAAAUCUGACAACUCGCUACAGAGAGCAAGUUCCAUCCAGUACAUGUUGUGUGCCUUCUGGGAGAUUCAGGUGGUCAUGAAAGAAGGAAGCAAAAAGAUAAAAGUAUCCAGACAGCCUGGGGCUCCUUUCAAAUGAUCAGACUCCCCACUACUGCUUCUGAACAGAGAAAGACUGUAAAGUGAUUUCACUGAACUUGACAGACCAGCAUUUGAAAAGAGGUGUCUAUCACAGAUGAAGGUAAGUGCCAUGUCCAUCUCACAUGCCCAGUGUUGUCACACAGCUAAUAAAGGUCCCUGUGGCCCUCUGCUGCCAAGAUGUUCAGUAACACACUUUCCUGUUUGCGUGUGGAACCUGAGUUCACUUUGCACGCCCCUGAUAUCCUCAGCAAAAAGGAAUUUCAUUGAUCCAUCCCCAGAGGCUUCCAGUUUCAUACGGGGAGCUCGUGUGUUGGCACGGAGAGAAGCUGAUGGCUAUUACUACCUGGGUCACAUUGCCCAAGAAGUGAAGGGCUCCAGGGAACACUUUUUAAUAGAGUUUGACAGAAGUGGCACUCAGAAGGGCAAAGUCCAGCUUCACACGCAGGAAACGCCUCUCUACGACAUCCUCCACUACGAAGAUGCCAGGCAACAGCCUCUUGCUCCAGGAGACAGAGUCCUGGCACCAUGGGAGGCCAGUGCUGAACGUUUUGGCCCAGGCACUGUGCUAAAGGUUAUGGAGGACAAGGAGGCACAUUUAGCUUACAAGAAGAGGGGAGUGCUUGUGAAUUUCUGGAAUGGGCAGACUAAGGAGGUGUCUUCUGACCAAACUUUGCGGAUCCCUCUGCCCUUAAGCGAACGCAUCAUCCUAGAACUGCAGAUGCCUCUAUCAGCCAGGCAGAUGGUGGUAGAUUCAAGUUUGGAUUACCCCUACAUCGUGCCACCAGGCUACAGAGCCUCAGGCCAUUACAGGCAGGCUCACUCAGUCCUGGACUACUGGCCCAGGGGUCUGUAUUGGACUCAGCCAUGUGCUAAGUGCAGCUGCAGGUGUCCCUUGCUUCCCCGAUGCUGCCUUGCAGAAUGGGAACCCACGUGGCAUAUGGGUUGCAAAUUGCAGCAGAAAGAUGCAUUCAUCCCAGGAACAAAUUUGACCAAAGAAGAACUCACCAAGAAAGUAGAAAAGCAGUUGUCUGAAGUGAGGAUUUCGUCUCCAGAAAGUGUUUGCAGAGAGGAAGACAAGAAGGAAGAUCAGAGAUUGAAGACAGAAAAUGUUCCAAAAGAUAUUUGGUCUGGUUUGGAAGAGAACACUGAGCUUGUAGAACACAAGAAGAGUCCUCAGAGGGAAAGAGCUCAUGCUAUGGUUGAUACUGCUGUCAACACAGACAGGUGGUUAGUGGAGACAGCCCACAAGGAAGAAGCAGAGAGCAGACAGCAGGAUGCUGAAACUGAGGCUCAUGUUAAACAUGAACAUGGUCUUUUUGAGUCCAGGGUGGCAGGAGCCCCAAUCCAACAUUCCCAAAGGAACCUCCAACAUUCCCAAAGGAACCUUUCCCUGGGAAGAAAUGCUUUGGUUCCUUUCAGGCGCCAGAGCUUCUUCAACCGAGUGAAUCAAUCACUAGAGAAAGACAGCCUGACCAUCAGAUCAGCUCUGCACGUACAGAGACCACACAGGACCCCCAACCUGCAGGCUAGGAGAGCCACAAAUCUAAAUCUUCUGAAAGACAAAAGCAUUACAAAAUCAGUUGCUAAUGGUGCAUCUCAGGAGAGAUGGAAAGAGAUGGACUUCAGCAGAGCCAAGAUUGAGCACAAAAGGUGGCAAGAGGAACAGAGGCAGCUGAAGAGGGAGCAGCAGCAAGAGGCAGAUGGCAUCUGUCGCCAGCUGUGCAGGGACAACAAGAGGCAGAGAUUGCAUCAGAGAACAUUGCAAGGGCUGGAGAAACAGCUGGAAUGCAAAGACAAAGCUUUGCAGCACAAGGCACUGCUCCAGGCUGCUUGGGCAGAGAGGAGCAGGAAGGAAUCCUCCUUGCCAGAAGAGGAGAAAAGGAAAGCCAGUCAGAGACUGCUGUUUCUCAGGACACAGCGUUUGCAGAGAGAGGAGUUGCAGGCGGAACGCAGUAAAAGGAGAUCUGAGCAAGAGAAAGAAAGGCUGAAUUUUCUCAGGAGCAGAAUGAAGUCACGGCAGGAAACCCUGGAACAAGAAUCACGGGAGCAGGACAGGAAACAAAAACAGCACCAGGCUGCUAAAGGGAAAGUGUUCCAGAGCAGAGAACGUUCACACCAGAAGACAGAAAAAGAAGGCCAGAAACUCUGUGACCUCCAGAAGUACCUCAGGGAACAGAAUCUUCUGAUGCUCCGGGCAUUACUGCUGGAGUGA